AUGAUUGGGAAGCAUAGGAGCAAGAAUGAAGGAAAAGGCGCAAGUCACGGCCACACGUCACCGGCCAUGACCAUGUUCGUGGGGCUGAAGAUCGCGGUCGCGAACUGGAGAAGGCGACCAAGAAGAAGACAUAAAGUUUCCCCAAUUGAAUCGCGGGCAAGGCAUAUUUUGACCAUGGAAAAUAUGGCGGUCGGGAUCUUAUGGAGGAGACCGCGAUCUUGGCACUUAAAGAUGAAGUCAAAAAGCGUCGUUUCGGGCAACAUGGGGACAUUCCAGCAUGUCACGGCCUGGUCACGGCCAAUUGUCACGCCCUCGAGGCCAUGA
This is a messenger RNA of Linum trigynum, 324 nucleotides long. The record is from the annotation of a GenBank genome assembly. Lineage: Eukaryota; Viridiplantae; Streptophyta; Magnoliopsida; Malpighiales; Linaceae.